Molecule: messenger RNA, 2103 nt
Organism: Impatiens glandulifera
Lineage: Eukaryota; Viridiplantae; Streptophyta; Magnoliopsida; Ericales; Balsaminaceae
Product: protein NRT1/ PTR FAMILY 5.3-like
Exons: 5
Coding region: 205-2049 (614 amino acids)
Biological process (GO): transmembrane transport; dipeptide transport
Cellular component (GO): membrane
Molecular function (GO): dipeptide transmembrane transporter activity; tripeptide transmembrane transporter activity
Source: RefSeq, a predicted model, not a curated record
CCAUUGACAGGGGUGUUUGAUUUGAAAUGGGAGUCUCUUACAGGGGUGUUUGAUUUGAAAUGGGAGUCUCUUAAUUUAACCUUACAAAUGUUGAAGUCCAUAUCAGCAGCCGCUGGAUUCGUUCGAUGAUUUCGAGUGAGUUCUAGGUAGCUAGAUCCUUGAAUUACUACUACAAACAACAUAGUUUAAAUCAUCAUCAUCAUCAUGAGCAUGAACAUGAACAUGAACAUGGAAGAAGAAGAUCAGGAGAGGGGUUAUGUGAAAAGGAAAGAAGAAGAUGAAGAAGAAUACACACAAGAUGGGACUGUGGACCUAAAGGGAAGACCUGUCCUUAGAUCUACAACUGGAAAAUGGAAAGCUUGUUCUUUCAUUGUUGGGUAUGAAGUGUUUGAGAGAUUGGCAUAUUAUGGGAUUGCAACAAAUCUUGUCAUCUAUUUAUCAGAGAAGUUGCAUGAAGGAACAGUCACAUCUUCAAACAAUGUCACCAACUGGGUAGGCACUGUUUGGAUGAUGCCGUUAUUGGGCGCCUACAUCGCCGAUGCUCAUCUAGGACGCUAUUGGACCUUCAUCUUCUCCUCCAUCAUUUAUCUCCUUGGAAUGUGUUUGUUGACUCUGUCGGUAUCAUUGCCAUCCUUAAGGCCUCCGUCAUGUGGCCCAAAUGUUAAGGACCAGGAUUGUCACAAGAAGGCCUCCUCCCUUCAAAUUGGGGUGUUCUAUUGCGCUCUAUACAUAAUAGCUGUUGGAACAGGAGGGACUAAACCCAACAUCUCGACUAUGGGGGCAGACCAGUUCGACUCUUUCGAGCCAAAAGAGAGGAUGCAAAAGCUAUCAUUCUUCAAUUGGUGGAUGUUCAGCAUCUUCUUUGGCACACUCUUUUCCAACACCUUCUUGGUCUACAUACAGGACACCGUCAGUUGGCCAGUCGGUUAUGGGCUUCCAACUAUUGGCCUCGCCGUUUCAAUUAUGAUCUUCAUCUCGGGCUCUCGCUAUUAUAGACAUAAAACUCCUUUGGGUAGUCCUUUAACUAAGAUGGCUAAGGUGCUUGUGGCUUCGGUCAAGAAAUGGAAAGUGGCUGCUCCAAAUGACCCUAAACAGCUUUAUGAGCUUAGCUUGGAACACUAUGCUUCUUCCCGAACAUAUCGUAUAGACCAUUCCUCUUCCUUAGAGUUUCUCGAUAAAGCGGCGGUCGAGAGCGGGUCAAAGUCGAAGUGGAGCUUAUGUCCGGUGACUCAAGUAGAAGAAACAAAGCAAAUGAUGAAGAUGAUUCCAAUAUUAGUGGCCACUUUCAUUCCCAGCACCAUGCUAGCUCAAUCACACACUCUGUUCAUAAAACAAGGCACCACCCUGAUCAGGAGCAUGGGGCCACAUUUCAGCAUCCCACCAGCAUGCCUGACGGCGUUCGUCACCAUCUUCAUGCUCGUCAGCAUCGUCAUCUACGACAGACUCCUCGUGCCCGCGCUUAGAAAAUACACGAAGAAUCCUAGGGGGAUCACGCUGCUGCAAAGAAUGGGGAUAGGCAUGGCCAUUCACAUAAUGAUCAUGGUCAUAGCUUUCUUAGUGGAGAGGAAGAGAUUGAGUGUGGCCAGGGACCACGGAAUCACCCGGAAGGAACAGAUUGUGCCUUUGAGCAUAUUCAUACUCUUGCCGCAGUUUGCGCUCAUGGGAGUGGCUGAUAACUUCAUGGAGGUGGCUAAGAUCGAGUUCUUCUACGAUCAGGCGCCUGAAGGAAUGAAAAGCCUUGGAACUGCAUAUUUCACCACCAGCUUGGGAAUUGGAUACUUCUUGAGCAGCUUUCUUUUAUCCACGGUGGCUCAAGUCACGAAGAGGAAAAAUGGUGAUGGUGGUUGGAUUCAGAACAAUCUGAACGUCUCGCAUCUAGACUAUUACUAUGCAUUCUAUGCAGUGUUGAGUCUUAUUAACUUUAUGUUCUUUCAAUUCGUCGCUCGCAAGUUUGUUUACAACUCCGACGACAAAGAACCAAAGAGGCAAUUGCAAGAAGACAUUGUAAAUUCUCAUAUUACUUCUCUAGGAGGUAAGAUAAGAGAAUAAGACCUUGUUCGUUUCAAUAAAGGGUGAAGUGAAGUUAUCCCACAAUUCAUCUAA